AUGAGGAAUGUACUGAGCAGGAUCACAGAGUUUCAAUGGUACCAGAUGCAGCAGAGGGACACGGGGGUCGGAAAAUCAAGCAUCGUGUGUCGGUUUGUCCAGGACCACUUUGACCACAACAUCAGCCCCACCAUUGGGGCAUCUUUUAUGACCAAAACUGUGCCUUGUGGACAUGAACUUCACAAAUUCCUCAUCUGGGACACUGCCGGCCAGGAGCGGUUUCACUCGCUGGCUCCCAUGUACUAUCGAGGAUCGGCCGCAGCCGUCAUAGUGUAUGACAUCACCAAACAGGAUUCAUUUCAUACCUUGAAAAAAUGGGUUAAGGAGCUGAAAGAGCAUGGCCCAGAAAACAUUGUAAUGGCGAUUGCUGGGAACAAAUGUGACCUCUCAGAUAUCAGGGAGGUGCCCCUGAAGGAUGCUAAGGAAUAUGCUGAAUCCAUAGGUGCCAUCGUGGUGGAAACAAGUGCGAAGAACGCCAUUAAUAUUGAGGAACUCUUUCAAGGAAUCAGUCGCCAGAUCCCACCCUUGGAUCCCCAUGAAAAUGGAAACAGCGGAGGGAUCAAGCUGGGGACCCAGGCCUUGCAAACCAGCCGGCGGUGCUGCUGACCCAAGGGCCGUGGCCCAUGGAGCACGAAGGAAGAAGCCGGAGCCCUCUCCAGCGUCCAGUGCGCACAGAAGGACCCUGCCCUCGUGACUAACUGCCUGUGCGAGAGCGAGCAGCAUUGCAUGCUGGGAGACCUGCAGAAAGCCAAGCAGGGAAGUUCCCUGAGAAGAGAUUAUAGAAAACUCUGGAAAACUCACCGUACUGCCACAACAUGGCCUUUGGUUUAGGAAAUGCACACAGCAGGGGGUUUACUUGGUCAUAGGUAUAGUUGCCAUUUUUGUUAAAAAAAAAUACUAAAAAUCUUUGGAUUUGUUCACAAACCUUGCCGUGCUGUUCUCCUCUGACUUCCCAUGUCACGUAGUCAGAGUCUCGUGGCUUCUCCAGGGCCAGGGCCUUCACUGGCCAGUCCACCAAAAGGCAAAGGCAAUACAGAAGGUUCACUCUUAGCUGGCUUUGGGAGCAAGCCUUUAUUAGUUUUCUGAGGGAAAUCAGAAGUAUAGCUGGACCAUCACUUAAACUGAGAACUGAUCUUCUGCAAAAGAGACAAAAGUAAUAGAAACUACUAUCCGUGUCCCUUUUCAUGUAAUCGAUGAACAUUUUUCUAAGAUAUAAUCAUACAUAAACCAACCGAAUCAGACUAGACCAUGACAUACGAUUUCGGGGAUGGGAGGCCUGGUUUAAAAGAGUUCAGUUGUUGGUAUGUAAGCAGUGGUAGGUGGAGGGUAUAAAUAGCCUCCAGGGUGCCACCCAGCCUGCAUCCUCGCCAUUGCAAUGAGCUUCUCCUCCUGGAGAUGAUUAAUUCACGGACCAUUGUUUUACUAGGAGACUAUGCCAUAGUGUCUUGUCUAAGGGAAAAAGCUAGUCAGAGGAUGUUGAGUCUAAAUUGUAGGGCAAACUUCUAUUAAUAGCAGCUAAUCGUGGGCUAUAGCAAACCAGCCAGAUUUAAAAUUCUGGACCCCGAAAAGUAUAAAAUCAGAAGUACUUUAAACUUUGCCAGCUUAGAGAGAAAGGCCAUCAAGCAGACAGAGCCAGGUUCCAAUUACAGGCUGUGGUUGUCAACUCCAGGAUGUGGACUUCCACGUAUGUUCCUCCUGCAUCUCCCAACUUGGGAGCUAAUUUAAUUAUAAAAUAUGGAGGAUAGAAAACUCCUUGUCUUGAUUCAAGAAUGUCUUGCAGUGUCCCAUGACAGGCAUCUCAAGCACUGUUAGCAGAUGGCAUCUGUAUGUGAUGACAGGGCCUUCUCAAGGACUGUCAGUGCCGGUCCCGUGUUGCCAACAUCACUGGCUGACAGGAUUCUAUGUGCUGACAUUACUCCACUCGCUGCAGGUGAAACAAACAAGCAAAAAAUAGAAUCGAAACUGAAACAGCCUCUCUCCAGGUAGUGUCAAGCUUGUGUUUGAACCUUCCCCUGUGUUAGGGAAUCUUUCCCUGGGAGCUUGCAUUUGUCUCGUUGAUUGUCUAGAUUUCCAAGCCGAGAUGGUACUGUUCCCAGAAGAGAAUGUCAUGACUUAGGAGUGGCUUUGCAGUCUGUCUGGGCUUCACCUUGACCAGGAGCCACCCUAGGUAUACUGGAAAAGCACAUGAGGGAAUGAAACCUCGCUCUUCCCAGGCUGCAGAACCACUGAUGUCAAAGCCAGGCAGACGCUAAGAAUACCUAACUAUGUGUCACUACCACGAACAAAGCAAGCUUGUGGCACUGGGACACACAAACAUUCCUACCAUCUUGGGCCUUCUCUGCAGGUAGAUGCUGUGGCCUUUGGUGCCUUUCUCCCCUUGGCCUGGGAUUCCUUUUGGGUUGUUUUAACAGAUAACCUUUAAUCAUAGAAACAUAUGUAAAGACCUACAAUUGCUUCAGACAACAGGAUCUAGGAUCCUUAUCAUCGUUCCCAAAAUUUCCUUCCCAACUCUCAUUUUCUUUCCUCUCCCAUGUGGCAGGUUUGUAUAUGUGUCAAUAUGAUGGAUGUUGGUUUACACCUACAUGUAAUCCUUUUCAGAGUGGCUGGGUUGGCUCAUGACCUGUGUCUGUAAGUGAGGGAUGCUUUCUCUGUAGAAACCCCUAAGGACAGCAAUGGAGUUGUGCAAGUGUUUUAUAUAGGUACAGAAUCGACUUGCCAUUUUUUAGUUAAAAAAAAUGGUACAUUAGGGUACUGAAUAUGAUGUUGCCUUGCAGACUAACUUGCAUCCUAGCCAAUAGUAAGGGCUGUGCCCAGUGGGAAUCCCGCUCUUUCCCGAGGGAGGGUUGGAGGAUGGAAAUGUUUCCUCUGCCGCUAAGGACUAUGGUCUGUAUAGGCGGUCCUCCUUGCCACUCUGCGGCAUUCAGGGCAGGGAGUAAGAAGCCAGCGUCGGCCAAGAGCUCUGGCUGUGUUCAGACCUGAUCAUGCCUUUCACCCAGUGACCCGGCAGUCACACCGUCACACAGACUGUCACCCUUCCUGGUGUUUUGGUGAAGGGUUUCCACUUGGGCUGGACCCAGGUUUUACAGGUAGACGAUCCCUCCCCAGACACCUAGGACCUUCGCAUCGUGUCCUCUGUUCCGUGGUAAAGCAUUUCCCCCGCGCUCAUUUGUAUCAUUGCUUUUGGUUUUAACCCAUCAGUAUGAUUCGUACUAAUAAAUAUUUUAAGUUUUA
Messenger RNA from Myodes glareolus (Bank vole), 3231 nucleotides. The record is from RefSeq and is a predicted model, not a curated record. Lineage: Eukaryota; Metazoa; Chordata; Mammalia; Rodentia; Cricetidae.